AUGAGCUCAGCACGCGACGGGCUCGGCGGCAAGCGCGCCCAAAACCGCCAGCCGGCAGAUGGUGAUCAUCCAAUACAACACUCAAUUGGCUCGGCCAGAAUUAAGGCAACCACGCCUGCGCACUUCGCCAAUGCAAUGCAUGUCUCUGCCUUCCUCUUGCCUCCCGUCCUCGGGGUCUACACAGGCAUCCUAGGGAUCCUAGGGAUCCUAGGCGUUUGGUCGGGUACGGCAUCGACCGACUGGACCCCUUGCCUCGCAUUGUCUGACCUGGUCCCCAAGAGCCCGGGUGACUGCAGAUUGACAGACGAGGAUCCUGUCGAUGCCGAUGCCGGCGUAAAUGAUGCAUUGUUUGGACUUGUGAUAUCGUGGAUCGUGGCUUGUUCAGGUGCCCGAGCACGCGCUGUUUGCCGCGUCACGGUUAGUGAUCCGCCGAGGACAACCCUCCCCGGGAGUCCGACGAGAGAUCCGACCAGGAGGCUCUUUCGAAACCACCAAACGAGCCUGCGGUACGAAGUAAGACGGGUGCACACCCGGGAUCAGGCCACUUCAGGGAAGGCAAGAAGACACGAAGACAGCACUCGGUAA
This is a messenger RNA of Chaetomium globosum CBS 148.51, 585 nucleotides long. RefSeq lists its product as uncharacterized. Lineage: Eukaryota; Fungi; Ascomycota; Sordariomycetes; Sordariales; Chaetomiaceae. The transcript has 2 exons. Bases 1 to 585 code for a protein of 194 amino acids. The record is from RefSeq and is a predicted model, not a curated record.